This is a messenger RNA of Styela clava, 2358 nucleotides long. RefSeq lists its product as uncharacterized. Lineage: Eukaryota; Metazoa; Chordata; Ascidiacea; Stolidobranchia; Styelidae. The record is from RefSeq and is a predicted model, not a curated record.
UUAAGUUUUCCCAUCCCUCUAGCCUCAUUCGAUGAGCAUGGAAAGAAAAUGGUCACAUAAAAUAUCUCGUUUUCAUGGAAUCAAUUUCGACUUACUGAUUAUUUUCACAUUGUUAAUAACUCCAACGAACGCAUUCGAAGAUAUAGGUUCAAUUGAAUGUGAUGCGACUUUGGAACGAAUUGUUCAAAUACAGAAGACAGAUUGUGAUGAAGUCACUGCUCAAUGUCCUACAUCAUGCCAUAUAGCGUUAUGUCGUGUCACAGGCUCCGAUCCUUACACUGAUACGUCCAGUGUUUGUUGUGCUGCUAUUCACAAAGGGAUUUUGAAUUCCGAUGAUCAAAGUAUCACUAUUCAAAUAAGUCGCAAGCCAAGACACCUCUUUUUUGGAACAACCAAAAAUGGUAUCAAGUCUAAGCAACAUCUGAGAAGCACAUUUCUAUGGUUUAAAUUCAAAGAUGUUUUAGAAAAUACAACUCCAACAGUUACAACCAGCUCUUUAUUAAUACCUACAACAACCACAACACAAUAUUUGAAAACUUCAAAAGUUGCAGAAACAGUGCCAUCAUCAGUGAUAUACACAAAGUACGAUUAUAACAAUCUUGCACAAAAUGAAGUCUUUACACCAACAUCACGUCACCAAAUUGAAACUUCAACACCACAUACACCAAAAAGGAGACAAUACAACCAAACUAGGAAUCCAAUACUACCAGAUGCAAUAAAACAGAAAAUUUUAGAAUUUACAGAAUCAUCAAGCUCCACAACACAGGCAAACCUUGGCAAUGAACAUCUUUUAGGUUUAAGAUCAAGCACUGGAAUGAUUUUGUUAUUGAUUGGAGUAUUUUUUGCUGGAGUUGUAUCCACUGUUCUUCUUUAUUGCAUCGCUAAACGGAAGAGAAGGAUAACGCAGAGAGUACUAAGAACGUGUGGUGGGAGUGGUAGCAAGAAACAGAAAAACAUGUCACAGAGAUUCGAAGAUGGUAAUGUGUGCGUGUGUUAUCAAAAUCUAAAUUCUUCCAAACAAGGCUUAUUGUACGAUCCUGAAACUUGUGAACGUCCGUGCCCCAUUCGAAACCCCAAUAAUGAAGAGGAUGCAAUGUUGCGAGAAAAUUCUUUCAUGCAUCAUAAUAGUUCCCUAGAUUAUGAUGGAGGAACUUCUUGCACAAAUGAUGGAAUGCUUGGCAAGAAUCCCUCUCAUCCAAAAGGAACGGCUAAUAGGUCAUCAAAACGGAACUCUAAGUGUUUGCAAAUUUCUUAUGAAGAUGAGUGUGCCGCUAGUUGCAGUGGAGCAUGCAAUCCUCAGCAGUAUGAUUUUUAGGUUUCUCUUAAAUUAAGUCCAUGAAUUAAUUUAUUCGCUUUUUCUAAUUUCUUGCAAAAUUAUUAAUUUUUUUGUACUCAGGCCUAAAACUUUGAAACUUAAGGUUAUUUAUUCAGAAAUGGUACUAAGUUCCGCUUUCAAAUCUGAUACUUUUUUUUAUCCAUAUGCGGGUCAUACUCGCAGAAUAUGUCUUGUCACAUAUGUAAUCAAAAAAAGUUAUCAAAAUAGAUUCUUUGAAAAAGCUUUAUUGCACCAACUUUUAUUAUACACAACAUUUUCAAAAUAUGUUUUAUACAAAAUUACUAGUGGGUUUCUAUUACCAAAGUUUACACUUUACCUUGUGUUACAAACCAAAUAUCAUAGCAUGAGAUUGAAAGUACAGCAUUUGUUAAUACAACCAACUCACAAUGACAACAGGUAAAAUUUAUGCAAAUGUAACUUCUGCAAAUUGUUCAUUUCUAACAUUGAAGGUGGUUUGUUCUGCUGCUGUCUCAUUAUGAUUUGAUUCUCCCUCUUAUGGUUUCUGGCAUUCUCUUAAUACCCAAAUUUUUGAUUGCUUAUUUGUAGUGAUGUGCGUUAUACGAACUUAUACCCUUAAAUAUCUUACAAAAUUACUUUGCAAUUUGACAUAUUUAUGUUCGUCCAAAGGACCACGUUUUAGGCAAAUUUGACAAAAUUAAAGUUUCACUCUACCUCAUUGAAUAGUAUCAUAUCUUUUGGAACUUUUCGGCAGAGUCACAGAAUGCUAGUUUCUAAGUAUCAAGUGAAUUGAGUUUACAAUUCUCCUUUUUCAGUUGUGAGCUGAGGAAACUCUCUACUCUUAUGUGAAAGUAGAUCGUAAUUUAUGAAAAUUGAGUCGCUCUUUUAAUUAUCAAAAUAAAAGCAUUCAAAAUCCUAUCUCCAUGCAAUAUUUUAACAAGCAAGGUUUUCUGUACUCGUUCCUCGGUGGUUUAUUAUAGGCUACUUGUUCCUUGCUGAUGCAACUUUUGAAUACCGUUCGUGUGUUUCGAUAUUUUUGGUGAAUAUAAAAUUGCACUAGUCGG